GCUGCACUUCUGCCCAGUUCAAGGGGUGUGAUCCCUCUACUGUAGCCAGAGAUCUCCGUGAGGGAGGGCCCUGGCCACACCUCUGGCCCAGAGGAGAAGACGGCCACCAGACCAGCUGAACAGAGCUGGCUUGAACCAUGCUCUGCUCUCUCCUUGCUGUUCUCCUGGGUGCCUUCUUAGGGACCAGAGCUCAGACCAUUCACCAGUGGCCAGCUUUCAGGGUGCAACUUGUGGGCAGCCCACUCUCCCUGCAGUGCACCGUGAAGGGUGUCUCAAGCCCCAACCUGUACUGGUACCGGCAGGCUGCAGAGGGGUCUCUCCAGGCUCUCUUCUUCUCCAUUGGUGUCGGCCAGGUGGACCCUGAGGGGCCCCAGAACCUGUCAGCCUCCAGACCCCAGGACGACCAGUUCAUCCUGAGCUCUCCGAAGCUCCUCCUCAGUGACUCGGGCUUCUACCUCUGUGCCUGGAGUCUCACACUGAGCUGGGUGGGGCAGAGAACUGUACAAAAACCCCACCCCUCAGGAGUCCUCCCCACCCCCUCUACCCAGGAGCUGAGUGGAGGAUGUUUGUGA
Oryctolagus cuniculus (rabbit) is the source of this 572-nucleotide messenger RNA. The record is from RefSeq and is a predicted model, not a curated record. NCBI's taxonomy places the organism in Eukaryota, Metazoa, Chordata, Mammalia, Lagomorpha, Leporidae.